UUAAAAUGGGGGCAGAUAUGCAAAAAAGAUAUCAUUAUUUGUUUUUCUUCAUGAAAUUUGCAUAUAAAUAGGAGAAACAAAGCAUAGGGUUGAUAGAGUUUAUAUUGAAUAAUAUAAUAUGGAGAGUAGAAACACACAGAUGGAAAUGGAUGGGGAGGAAGUGUUAAAAGCUCAAGCUCACAUAUGGAACCACAUCUUCAGCUUCAUCAAUUCCAUGGCUUUGAAAUGCGCGGUUGAACUACGUAUUCCCGAUGCCAUCAACCGCCAUGGCUCGCCCAUCACCCUCUCUCAACUUAUUUCCGCUCUCCAAAUUCACCCUCAAAAGUCACAACACGUCCAUCGUAUAAUGCGUAUAUUGGCUCACUCUGGCUUCUUUCUAAUACACAACAAACUUAGCCAACAAAAAGAUGAUGAUGAAGAUGAAGAUGAAGAUCAAGUAGCAUACUCUCUCACCAACCCAUCCCUUCUUCUUCUUCAACACAACCCUUUAACUUUGUCUCCCUUUUCGCUUUUCAUGCUCGACCGAGUCCUCAUAGAGCCAUGGCUAUUUAUAUCGGCCUGGCUCCGUAGUGACUCCGAUUGCCGAACCCCAUUUGAAACGGCUCAUGGGAAGGAAUUUUGGGAGCAUAUGGGGAGUGAGGCAAAAGAUGGGGAGGGUUUUAAUGCAGCUAUGGAAAGUGAUGCAAAGUUGGUGGUUAGUGUUUUGUUGGAGAAAUAUAAAAGCGUGUUCGAGGGAGUUGAGUCGUUUGUGGACGUGGGAGGUGGUACGGGAAGUGUGGCAAAAGCCAUUGCUGAGGCUUUUCCGCAAAUGAAAUGUGUUGUUUAUGACCUUCCUCAAGUUGUGGCUGGCUUGGAAGGAAACCAUAACCUGAUGUUCCUUCAAGGUGACAUGUUUCAAGUUAUUCCCUCUGCUGAUGCACUUCUCUUGAAGUGGAUAUUACACGAUUGGACUGACGAUGAAUGUGUGAAGAUAUUGAAGAAAUGUAAAGAGGCAAUCACAAGCAAUGGAAAGAAUGGAAAAGUGAUUAUAAUUGAUAUGGUGGUAGGCAAUAAAAGUAAUAAGAAAAACAUGAAGAAUAAUGAUAUGUUGAUGACGAAAGGUAAACUUUUUUGGGACUUGUUGAUGAUGGUUAAUGUUGGUGGAAAGGAAAGGGAUGAGAAAGAGUGGGCUGAAUUGUUCCAAGCAGCUGGAUUUGGUGCCUACAACAUCUCUCCAAUAUUAGGUUUAAGGUCCCUUAUAGAGCUUUAUCCAUGAUUAUAUUAUAUAUGCUAAUGUCUUUAAAUACUUGAGAUACCAAGAUUGAACAACUAUAUAUAUACUUUCAUACAUGAAUAAGUUUAAGUGUGGUUUUAUGUUGAUUGUCGUCAUAGUUAAAACAAAGGGCAACUUUGGGACUUGAGAUUGAGCGUUGUUGUUAUAAAAUUUGUAUACUAAGUUGGUCAAUAUGUUAUAUUGAAACUUGUUAUAGGAAGGAAAUGUGUACUCAUCGGUUUCCUUCGGAUGUGAUUUACAUAA
Messenger RNA from Cucumis sativus (cucumber), 1516 nucleotides. RefSeq names its product trans-resveratrol di-O-methyltransferase. Gene Ontology annotation, biological process: methylation. The transcript is spliced from 2 exons. Gene Ontology annotation, molecular function: O-methyltransferase activity; S-adenosylmethionine-dependent methyltransferase activity; protein dimerization activity. NCBI's taxonomy places the organism in Eukaryota, Viridiplantae, Streptophyta, Magnoliopsida, Cucurbitales, Cucurbitaceae. The coding region runs from base 119 to 1255 and encodes 378 amino acids. The record is from RefSeq and is a predicted model, not a curated record.